This is a messenger RNA of Zea mays, 1357 nucleotides long. RefSeq names its product Peroxidase 1. Lineage: Eukaryota; Viridiplantae; Streptophyta; Magnoliopsida; Poales; Poaceae. The transcript has a single exon. Gene Ontology annotation, molecular function: heme binding; peroxidase activity. The coding region runs from base 220 to 1233 and encodes 337 amino acids. The record is from RefSeq and is marked validated. Gene Ontology annotation, biological process: response to oxidative stress; hydrogen peroxide catabolic process.
GUUGGGCACAUGGCAUGCACGUCGUCGACGGUGCCGGUAGUGGUCAUGUCAUGCCGACCAUGAACUGCGCGCAUAUCCAGCAAGGUCAACGGCAGCCACCGCGGACGAAGGAACAUUCUUCUUCCAUUGCUGGCCUAUAAAUACAUUGCGUUGUUUUAGUUGGUGUUUCAUUCCCUGGCAGGCUCGACGUGAUCGUCGCAGUAAUAUCCAUCAACCGCCAUGGCCUCCUGCGUGCCGUCGUCGACCUUGUUCCGGAGGCUGCUGCUGGUGCUCCAGCUCGCGGUGGCGGCGCUGACGACCCUGGGCGCGCAGGCGCAGCUGCAGUACGGGUACUACAACGAGACGUGCCCGGGCGUGGAGGACCUGGUGCGCGACGCCCUGCUUGCCAAGUUCGCCGACGACGUGACGCUCCCCGCGGGCCUGCUCCGGCUCCACUUCCACGACUGUUUCGGCGCCGGGUGCGACGCCACCAUCAUGCUCAAGUCCCACAACGGGACGGCGCAGCGGGACGCGGACCCCAACUCGACGGUGCGCGGGUACGAGGCCAUCGAGGACGUGAAGGCCAAGGUGGAGGCGGCGUGCCCGCUGGUGGUGUCCUGCGCCGACAUCAUGGCCAUGGCCGCGCGCGACGCCGUGAACUACACCAAGGGCCCCGCGUACCAGGUGGAGACCGGGCGGCGCGACGGCAACGUGUCCCGCAAGGAGGACGCGCAGCGGCUCCUGCCCCCCGCCGACGGCAACGCCACCGUGCUGACGCGCUAUUUCGCCGCCCAGAAUUUGACGAUGAAGGACAUGGUGGUGCUGUCGGCGGCGCACACCCUCGGCGUCGCGCACUGCCCGUCCUUCUCCGGACGCCUGUACAACUACACCGGCGCCGGCGACCAGGACCCGUCGCUGGACGCGGCGUACGCCAAGAACCUGACGGAGGUGUGCUCGUCGCCGUCCGACGUGGCCAGCGUGCAGCCGCUGGACCCGGUGUCGCCGACCACCUUCGACAUGGGGUACUUCAAAUCCGUGUACAACCACCAGGCGCUGCUGGCCUCCGACGCUGCGCUGCUGGAGGACAGCCUCACCGGCGCCUACGUCAGGCUCAUGGCCACCAACGCCUCCUACUACGCCGACACCUUCUUCGCCGACUUCGCCGUCUCCAUGAUCAACAUGGGCAGGAUCGGCGUGCGCACCGCCACCGACGACGGCGAGAUCAGGGCUACAUGCGCCGUCUACGUCGACUGACUGACCGCCCGAUGACGACGCUCGCUUGCUGAGAUUUUUCACUUUUUCUUCUUUCAGUUUUCCAACAAGUUCGUUGCUCAUGCAUGCAUGGCACUUCUUAAAUGGCAUCGUUACGUUUUGAUGA